Molecule: messenger RNA, 2130 nt
Organism: Priapulus caudatus
Lineage: Eukaryota; Metazoa; Priapulida; Priapulimorpha; Priapulimorphida; Priapulidae
Product: cyclic nucleotide-gated cation channel beta-1-like
Exons: 5
Coding region: 1-2130 (709 amino acids)
Source: RefSeq, a predicted model, not a curated record
AUGGACUGCAGCGUCACCGGGCGACCGCUACCCCCCGCGGAGAACGACUUCCGAGAGUGUCAGAGGUCGACUGCACCUGCACGGAUCGAUGCGCCAGUGUGGCAGCACAGGGGUAAAGCGGUCCGAUCGGGCGUAAUCGAUCCGGACUGCAGCCCUGGCGCGGCGGCGGCCGUGGGCACGGGCACGAGGAGGAGGAGGAGGAGAAAGCAGGAAGAGGAGGAGGAGGGGAGUGAUGGAGAGGAAGACCAGCACAACGAGCUGGAGGAAGUCUCGCAGGAGAAGCCGUCAUCUCCGCUGCUCACCGAAGCGCAGCCAAUCCUGCCAUCUGUAGAGGAGGACCCUGUCCCUUCCCCUGCUGAAGCCCUCAAGGUCACCCCCAAGAAUGAGGAGGAAGAAGAGGAAAAGGAGGAGGAAGAGGAGGAACUGCCUCCACAGCUGCAGCCUCAGCAACGUGAGGCUGAGGAGGAGGAUGAGGAGGAUGAAGAAGAGGAAGCUGACGAGAAAGCCAAAGAGAAGGCAAGCGAGACAAACGAACCUGCAUUGCCCGUCGCUACGCAGGAGGCUGUGAGUGAGGAGAAAACGCCAGCUGCAGAGGAGGAGGAGGUGCCCACGCAGGAAGCUAAGGUGGGGGAGAAAGAAGAGGAGGGGAGCAGCAGUGAGUCGGACAGCAACGGCUCGGCAUCUGAGAGCGACGAGGAGGAUGAGGAGGAGGAGGCGCGGCAGAGAAUCCGCCGGCCGUCCGAGGAGGAGACCAAGGCAGCGGUCAACUCGAUCGCUCCGACCACCGAGUCGCUGGCCGACGACCUUGACCCUCAGCCACCUGACCUUACUGACCCUGCCCCGCCCGUGUUGGUUCCCUCUCCCGCCGCCGCCACCCCCGUCGCCGUGGAGACGGUCCCUGAGCGUGAGACGCUGGAGGAGGUAGGGGAAGAUGAGGAGGAGGAAGAUGAGGGAGAGGAGGAGGAGGAGGAGGAGGAGGAGGAAGAUAAGACGAAGAACCAGGAGGAUGCAGCGGACGAGGAUGCAGCGGAGGCGGUUGCCGCGGCGACGAGCGAGGAAGCGGCCGGUGACAUGGAGAUCGUGCGUCUGGCACAGAAAAUCCAGAAGGACAACGAGGCAGCAGCAGCGGCGGCAGCGGCGACGACGACAACAGGACAAGAGGGCGUCACCGUGGCAGGGGACUUAGAGGACGACUCCUUUCCCUCGGAGCUCGACGACGUUGAUGACGUUAACGACAUGAACGCGAUGGACUCGAUGGAUUCGGACAUGACCAACGUCGACGACGCGUACGAUCAGAGCCAGCAGAUGGCGCCGGCGGCGCCCUCGGCCGAGUCGGUGUACGUCCCGGAUGCGGGGCAGCAGCAGCAGCAGCAACAGCAGCAGCAGCAGCAGCGCCACCUGGUGCAGCAGCAGCACGACGUGAUGGCGAUGCAGCAGCCGCAGCCGUCGCCGCUCAUGAUGCAGCCGUCGCCCCACAGGGUGCAGCACUCGCCGCACGUGCGCGCGUCGCCCGGCGUCGCCCACCAGCUGUCGCCUCCGCACAGCCACCACAGCCUCGACGCGAUGCCGCACAGCGCGGGCCGCAGCGUCACCAGCCCCGCCGAGAUGAACAUGGAGGUGCAGUCGGCGACGGCGGGCGGCGGCCCCGCGAUGAUGCAGGAGUGGUCGGGCAUGCAGGGCGUCGCGCCCGUCUACGGAGAGAUGGCGGCGCAGGGCUACGGCACCUCGCAGCAGCUCGAAAUCGACCCGUCGACCCUCGGACUCGAAUCGCCGACCUCGAUCAGCUCCAACGAGAUGCCCGGCAGCAACUGCAGUUCGUCGCUCGAGCAGGCGCCGUCCACGCAGGGGUACGCCGACUGCGCGCAGGUUCAGACGAGCUAUAGCUGCAACGGGACGCCGUCGGCGGGCAUGCCGGCCGACUACAUGGACGGUCACGGUCACAGCGUCGCCGUCAUGCAGGGGAAUGCGUCCGCGGGCUACGCCCCGCCCUCCACGACGAUCAGCAACAACGCGGGAGGGGGAGGGGGCUACGCGCCGAGUCACACGCCGAUCCCGGCGCUGCCUUCGCACGCGUCCGCGCCGCCGCCACCAAUGUCGAUCGCCUUCCAGCAGGCUACUCGUGUGCGGUGA